Molecule: messenger RNA, 2839 nt
Organism: Spodoptera exigua (beet armyworm)
Lineage: Eukaryota; Metazoa; Arthropoda; Insecta; Lepidoptera; Noctuidae
Source: the annotation of a GenBank genome assembly
GUCGACAUUGGACGUUGGAUCGGUUGCCGGUCCGAGGCUUCGCAGCGAGCGUCGUCGACAGUCUCGCAAUGGCGUUAGUGAGAAUAGGACGUGUGUUCGUUUAGUUUCACAACAACCCGAGCGGACACCGGCCCAAAAUAUUGGCCGUCUAUCAGUGCAAGAAUUACUUGAAGAUACUUCCUGUAAUUCGUCACAAAAUAAAGCGACUUGUUCGUGACCACGGACAGUCAAAUUUUGGUACGAUAUCCACUCAGGGCGAAUCAUUUCAAGAUCAUGUUCAUCUCAUCGUAGUUCCUUCAUCGUUAUAAGUGUUUGUGUGUGUUUGUGAACAUAAGUGAAACGUGACAGUGAUAAGUGUUAGUGAUGGAACCCGGAUCACCAUCGUUGCUGUGGCCGCUGCGCCUGAGCAAGCCUGCAGUUACCGUGCCGGUGCCGGCUGGCGAGGACAGCAAAGCGGAGGAGAGGGCUCAGUCGCCAGUGCUGACGGACCGGCUGACGGCGGCACCCUCGCCGUCCAGCCCCCCGGCGCCCUCCAGCCCGGCGCCACCUCAACACCAGUUCCAAGCGGCGCUGGUCGCUGAAAAGUAUCUCCUAUUAGAACAAGUUGAGGGCUCCUCGCUUUGCCGGUGUGUGGACGUGCGAACGCAAGAGGAAUAUGUGUGCAAAGUGGUGUCACGAGAUUGCAGCAGCUUACUACAAGCCCACUAUAGGCUUGAUGGCCAUCCGCACGUCAACCCCAUACACGAAGUCCUAGUCGGUGAUAAGAGAGUAUAUCUUAUCUUCCCUCGGUCGCACUCCGACCUCCACUCAUACGUGAGGGCGAGAAAACGGCUAAGGGAACACGAAGCUCGCAGGCUGUUCAGACAAAUGGCAGAAACAGUGGCCGCGUGUCACGAACAAGGCAUCGUUUUGCGGGAUCUUAAACUGAGAAAAUUUGUCUUCGCUGAUCCUCAAAGAACGACGUUAAAACUGGAGUCGUUAGAAGACGCAGUAGUUCUCGACGAUCCUGAGGAAGACUUACUUCAGGACAAGCGAGGAUGUCCCGCCUACGUAUCGCCAGAAAUCCUAAGAGCUCAUCGGACGUACUCCGGCAGAGCGGCAGACAUGUGGUCGCUCGGCGUGAUACUAUACACCAUGCUCGUUGGAAGGUAUCCAUUCAACGAUUCUGAGCAUGCGUCUCUGUUCGCGAAAAUAUCGCGAGGCUACUUCGUGGUGCCGGAGUGCCUGUCGUCGCGGGGCAAGUGCCUGAUCAGGUCGCUGCUGCGGCGCGAGGCGUGCGAGCGUCUGAGCGCGCGCGACGUGCUGCGGCACCCGUGGCUGGCGCGCGACCCGCGCAACGAGCUGCCGCCGCGCGCCGCCGCGUCGCACGACCGGCUCGUGCCCGACGUGGACCUGGACGACUGCGUGUAGCGCCCGCCGCGCUGCCCGGCGCUGGCGCCGGCCCGCUCUGCCCAGGACGCCCGCGUUUCCUUAUUUAUGAAUUUAACUUAAGUUAUUCCGGCCUAUUGUAGGCUUGCGGUUGUCCUCACUGAAACACUCCUACGCAGUUCGUCCGAAUGUCAAACUUUCAGUAAGAAGUACCCCAAGCCAAAUAUUGUCUCUGUCGAGAUUGUAAGUUAGUGUUUAGGAUCCACGGGGAUCAAGCGGCCGGGCGGCUGGCCCGCCCCGGACACGCGUUACUAAUUUAUAAACGUAGAAGCUCGGACUUAACAAACAAUAAGAAUCGCAUAAGUCCACGGAUGCAAAUGAAACGCACUGUUACAAUGCUGGUACAGGUUUAUGCGGCUUUUAUUGCCACUAUUUCGUUCCGGCUUUUACUGCUGUGGUAUAGUCGUAACGUUCAUAAUGACAGAAUAAGUGAGACUGAUAUCGCGUUCUUGUGAUCUAACUGUGCAAACGGCAUGGGGCCGCGCGCGUCCCUCAGGAAUGACUUUAUUCAUAUGAAGCAUUCAGUUAACUACUACGUUAAUUCCUCAUAAGCCUAAUGUAAUCAUAUCAAUUUCACAUCAAUAUAGAUUGUAUAUUGCAUUGAAGUUGUUGAUGUAGUGUUAGGUAAAUGACCUAUGUAUAUUUUGUAUUUAUAUAAAGUUAUAUCGUGUAAUUGUGAUCUCCACCGAUGUUAUUUAGCGAUUACUUGAUUGCCAUUAUGUUGUUACGCAGAAGUGUUUGUUCUUUUGUUGCACAACGAUCAGUUGCUUCCAUCAUAGAGUUAUUAUCAUUAUAUUAUUUUGGUUAUAUUCAAAUCGUGAUUAUUUGGCUAAUCAACAAGCGAAAUUAUUAUUUGUUACUAUAUUCAAUCGAAAUUAUGUUUGGUAAAAGAUAUAUUACGCUUCACCAUGUACCGACAAUGGUUGUAGAAUUUGGUCUGUGCCAUUUAUUUAAUUUAAACGUUAUUUAUUGUUUUUGUGAUUGAAAGUGUGAUGUCGGCACUCUCUUCCUAUAACUAAAUUAUUUUUCCAUUAGGUACUUGGUGUUGAGUUUUUAUUUUUGGUCUAAAUUAGAUCGAUCUUUAGGUAUGUUUGUUUUUGUAACUAAUUUGUUUCAAAUCAAUCAGUAGUGUUACCAUAUCAAAAAUUGUUGAAUUGUAUCGAAUCACUUUUCUUUUUAGUUCUCAAUCAUUUUUGUUUAUUAUUUGUACGUUCAAGUUUACUUUGAAUGGUACAGUUUAAGUAGUCAAAAUCUUUCAUGGUUCAUGAAAGUGUUGUACAAUAGUAGCCUACUGUAAAAUAAACUAUUACUACUUUAAUUUAUACAAACUGUAAAUAGCGCUAAGAUAUCAUAAGGAUUAUGAAAAAAAGAAAGAGAUAGAGGGAAUAAAAUAAUUUAGAAAAAAUUUAAA